Messenger RNA from Callorhinchus milii (elephant shark), 1552 nucleotides. RefSeq names its product diacylglycerol O-acyltransferase 2 (gene dgat2). Gene Ontology annotation, cellular component: endoplasmic reticulum membrane. Gene Ontology annotation, biological process: triglyceride biosynthetic process. Gene Ontology annotation, molecular function: diacylglycerol O-acyltransferase activity. The transcript is spliced from 8 exons. The record is from RefSeq and is a predicted model, not a curated record. The coding region runs from base 179 to 1264 and encodes 361 amino acids. NCBI's taxonomy places the organism in Eukaryota, Metazoa, Chordata, Chondrichthyes, Chimaeriformes, Callorhinchidae.
AGGAGCUGCCGCUGAGAGGAGGGGGUUACGCACUGAGCGGUGCCUAAUAACCACCUCAAGCCCCACUUCCACCAUCUCUCUCUCUCUUUCUUUCUCUCUCAUUCUCUCUUUCUCUCUCUCUCCACACACACAAUAACAACAAUUUUGUGCGAAGCCUCACAUCGAAUAAAACCAAGCCAUGAAGACCAUCAUCUCAGCAUAUUCCGGGGCAUUGCGAGGGACGGGAGCCACGGUGCUAUCUGCUCUGAGUGACCUGCUCUCGCUGCCCUGGUCAUUUAGCUCCAAAAUUGAGCAACAGCUACAGAUCCUGUCGGUCCUCCAGUGGGUGAUCAGCUUCCUGAUCCUGGGGGUCAGUUGCACGCUAAUCAUGUUGUACACCUUCUUCACUGACUGUUGGCCGCUGGCGGCUGUGUACGCGUCCUGGCUCGUACUCGACUGGAACACACCCAGACAAGGAGGCCGAAGAUCUGAGUGGGUUCGGAAUUGGGCCACGUGGAGGUAUUUCCGGGAUUACUUCCCUGUGCGAUUGGUGAAGACCCACAAUCUGCUGCCAUCAAGGAAUUACAUCUUUGGUUACCACCCGCACGGCAUCUUCUGCUUCGGAGCUUUCUGUAACUUCGGCACAGAGGCCACCGGCUUCUCCACCAAAUUCCCCGGCAUUCGCCCAUCUUUGGCCACGCUGGCCGGAAAUUUCCGGAUGCCCAUUUUGCGGGAAUAUUUAAUGAGCGGAGGGAUUUUCCCCGUGACGCGUGAAGCCAUUGACUUCAUGCUGUCCAGGAAUGGGAGCGGGAACGCUGUGGUCAUCGUUAUCGGAGGAGCGGCGGAGUCGCUGGAAUGCUCGCCCGGGAAUCACGUGGUCAACCUCAAACACCGGAAGGGCUUUGUGCGGAUCGCGCUGCAGAACGGGGCUGACUUGGUGCCUGUUUAUUCCUUUGGGGAGAACGAGGUUUAUAAGCAGAUCAUCUUUAGCGAGGACGGUUUGCUGCGAGCCGUGCAGAGAAAGUUCCAGAAGUUGAUCGGGUUCGCUCCGUGCCUAUUCAGGGGCCGUGGCUUUUUCUCCGAUGACUCAUGGGGUUUGGUGCCGUACGGUAAACCCAUCAACACCGUGGUUGGGGAGCCCAUCACCGUUCCGAAGAUUGAGAAUCCCAGCCAGGAAGAGGUUGACAUUUAUCACGGCAUGUACAUCCAAUCCCUCAUCAAACUGUUUGAUCGAUACAAGACCAAGUUUGGCUAUGCGGACACUGAGUGCCUGGCGGUGAUGUGAUGAGAGACACAGCCAGAGGACAGCCAGCACGUCCUCUCGGGGAGUGGCCAUCAGGACAAUUUGCCAGAUUUAAUUUGCCUUUGAUCUUUAUAGCAUUGUUUAAACAAGCCCAUGAUUUAUAUACAUCCAGUGAGGGGUAUGUAGGUGUGUGUUUGAGUGUGGGUGUGUGUGUCUGUAUGGGUGUCAGUCAGUGUCAGUGUCUGCAUGGGCCUGUAUGUGCGAAGGGAGUGUAUGAAGGCUGUGUGUCUGUAUAUGUUCUUGUGUAGGUACCUGGGUGUUUUUGUGUGU